AUGUGUCAUCAGCAGUUGGUCACCUCCUGGUUUGUGCUGAUCCUCCUGGCAUCUCCACUCAUGGCAAUAUGGGAACUGGAGAAAGAUGUUUACGUUGUAGAGUUGGACUGGCACCCUGAUGCCCCGGGAGAAACGGUGGUCCUCACGUGUGACACCUCUGAAGAAGACGGCAUCACCUGGACUUCAGAACACAGUAGUGAGGUCUUAGGCUCUGGCAAAACCCUGACCAUCCAAGUCAAAGAGUUUGGAGAUGCUGGCAAUUAUACCUGCCACAAAGGAGGAGAGGUUCUGGGCCAUUCACACUUGUUGCUUCACAAAAAGGAAGACGGAAUUUGGUCCACUGAAAUCUUAAAGGACCAGAAAGAACCUAAACAAAGGACCUUUCUAAAAUGUGAGGCAAAGAAUUAUUCCGGACGUUUCACCUGUUGGUGGCUGACAGCAAACACUACUGAUAUGAGGUUCAGUGUCAAAAGCAACAGAGGCUCUUCGGACCCACAAGCAGUCACGUGUGGAGCACCAACACUGUCUGCGGAGAUGUCCAAGGAGUACCUGAAGUACUCAGUGGAGUGUCAGGAGGACAGUGCCUGCCCCACGGCUGAGGAGAGCCUGCACAUUGAGGUGGUGCUGGACGCUCGUCAAAAGGACAAAUAUGAAAACUACACCAGCAGCUUCUUCAUUAGGGACAUCAUCAAACCCGACCCACCCAAGAACCUGCAGCUUGAGCUGUUGAAGAAUUCUCGGCAUGCUGAGGUCACCUGGGAAUACCCUGACACCUGGAGUACCCCACAUUCGUACUUUUCCCUUACAUUCUGUGUUCAGGUGCAGAGCAAGAACAAGAAAGAAAAGAAAGACAGACUGUGUGUGGACAAGACCUCAGCCACAGUCACGUGCCACAAGGAUGCCAAGAUCCGCGUGCAGUCCCGGGACCGCUACUAUAGCUCAUCUUGGAGUGAAUGGGCAUCUGUGUCCUGCAGUUAG
Ochotona curzoniae (black-lipped pika) is the source of this 978-nucleotide messenger RNA. RefSeq names its product interleukin 12B (gene IL12B). The coding region runs from base 1 to 978 and encodes 325 amino acids. The record is from RefSeq and is a predicted model, not a curated record. The transcript has 6 exons. Gene Ontology annotation, cellular component: membrane; external side of plasma membrane. NCBI's taxonomy places the organism in Eukaryota, Metazoa, Chordata, Mammalia, Lagomorpha, Ochotonidae. Gene Ontology annotation, molecular function: protein binding; cytokine receptor activity. Gene Ontology annotation, biological process: cytokine-mediated signaling pathway; immunoglobulin mediated immune response.